GUCACAGAGUAAUACAUUUAGUGCACUCGAAUCUUACGUGUGCACUAAGUGGGAAUAAAUCAUUAAAAAGAAAAUAGAAAAACAUACUUAAACGGCAUUAUAAUCGUUUUUGUAAAAAUCAUUUGGUUUAUAAAUUUUUCCUCCUUUAUAUUUAAAAUAGAGACAUGUCAUUACAUUGUUGAUUUUCAGAUUUUAAAUAGAAUAGUCUUGUUAGUUUUUUAUUCACUUACAGGCGUUUUUAGCAAUAGAUGAACUUUUGUUUUUCAAAGAAGUUCGGUUACGCUUUCGGAGUUUAUAAAAGUGUAUUAAAGUUACGUUCUAAUUUUCAAAGUAUUCAAAUAGUUAAUAUGGGUUUAUUGACGGAAGGUAGCCCUCUUUCUUGGGAAGAAACCAAAGCAUUGGCGGAACAUGUGCGUCGACAUGGUGUUGAACAGUUUAUUAAUCUCUACAGCAAGCUUAGAGACCGUACUGGAGAUGUUCUCAAGUGGGGUGAUGAGGUGGAGUAUAUUAUAGUUAAAUUUGAUGAUGUUAAUCAGCGAGCCACUGUAAGUCUAAGAGCUGAGGAGGUUCUGCCUAAACUGCAAGAAAAAGAAUUGAAAGAUCCUCAAAAUGUAAAAAGUCUCUGGCGGCCGGAAUAUGGAGCUUAUAUGAUUGAAGGUACUCCGGGGAAGCCCUACGGAGGGCUGCUGGCCCAUUUCAACAUAGUUGAAGCAAAUAUGCGCUAUCGUAGGGCCGAAGCAAGUGCACUUUUAAAAGACGGUGAAGUCAUUAUGAGUAUUACGAAUUUUCCUAGAUUAGGCAGUCCAAACUUUACAUCUCCACCAUACAAACCAACUCCAGACAGGGGUGUGUCAUUAUCAUACUUCUUUCCUGAUCAGGCAACAUUCCCUGGACACCCACGUUAUAAGACACUGGCCGAAAACAUUCGGAAGAGAAGAGGAAAUAGAAUGGCCAUAAAUAUUCCAGUUUUCCGCGAUGUGAACACUAAGAUUCCUAUCGACGAUUACCACAAGAUACUGCCAGAUUUGGCCAAACCAGACUCCGUGUAUUUGGAUGCUAUGGGUUUGGGUAUGGGGUGCUGCUGUCUUCAGGUCACAUUCCAGGCUUGUUGUAUAACUGAAGCUCGCACAUUGUACGACCAACUUGCCCCUUUAUGUCCAAUCAUGCUAGCGUUGUCUGCUGCGUCUCCCGUGUACCGAGGUUACCUGACGGAUGUUGACUGCCGCUGGAAUGUCGUCUCGGCCUCGGUGGAUUGCCGUACUAGAGAGGAGUUGGGCUUAGAGCCGCUGAAGAAUGACAAGUUCCGCAUACACAAAUCACGUUACGACUCCAUCGAUUCCUACCUGUCACCUGAACAUGAGAAGUACAACGAUAUCGAGGUGGUGCACGAUCCCGCAGUGUACCGCCGUCUUCGCGAGGGUGGUAUAGAUCACCCUCUGGCGAUCCACGUGGCACAUCUCUUCAUACGAGACACCGUGUCUCUCUUCAGUGAAAAGGUUCACCAGGAUGACGAGAAUGAUACUGAUCAUUUUGAAAACAUUCAAUCUACCAACUGGCAGACCAUGCGUUUCAAGCCGCCUCCUCCGAACUCGCCGAUCGGUUGGCGCGUCGAGUUCCGUCCAUGUGACGCUCAACUCACAGACUUUGAGAACGCCGCCUAUGUAUGUUUCGUGGUGCUCCUCACGCGCGUCAUAUUAACAUACAACCUCAAAUUCGUGAUGCCCAUCAGUAAAGUGGACGAAAACAUGCAACGCGCUCAGCGUCGUGGCGCGUGCGCUUCACAGCGCUUCUGGUGGCGUCGCGACGUACGCUCACAAGACGCCGACACGUAUCUGGAGAUGACCGUUCACGAGAUCAUUAACGGAAAGGAGGGCGUGUUCCCUGGUCUUAUCCCUCUCAUAGAGUCCUACCUGUCCGGUAUGGACGUAGACGCGGACACUCACUGCUCCGUGCAACAGUACCUGAAGCUGAUACAACGCCGCGCCUCCGGAGAAAUACUCACCAUGGCCUCCUGGAUGAGAGAAUUCAUUGACAAACACCCGCAAUACAAAAAAGAUUCCAUCGUCACCGAAAAGAUCAACUACGACCUUCUAAAGACAGCGUACGGUAUUCAGUCUGGUACGAUCCCAGCUCCCACACUCCUCGGCAGUUCCAAUGUGUCCAAGACCAACGACGACAUCCCAAAAGCCUUCAGCAAGAUGAUGAGCAAGGACUGUCCUUAGAACGCCGCCCGUGCCUUCCUAAACCACCUCCGUAGUGUAACGAUUAAUUGUCUCCUAUACGACUGUAGCUCAUUCGAUUGCCUUAAAUUAAUACCAAAAGGAAGCGAUAUUUAAAAUUAGCUCGCUAGAUUAUUGUCACAAUAGAUCACACUAGGGUUGCCUUAUAUAAUAUCGGAUGUAUAGAAAUAUGUCACGUUUAUUUUACUAUUUUAAAAAUUCGAAUGCAUCCAAAUCUCACUCCGACGCCGAUGGUACUUCACAAUGUUUCGGAUCUUUCACUCUCGCCCUGUAUUCGUUCAUUAUUAAAAAUGUUUUGAAGGGAAACAAAAUGUAUCUGUAAAUAAUUUUAUUCGCUAUCAAAAUGUUAGUCGACAUCGAUAUCUAAAUCGAAUGACGUUUGUUCAAAAUGUAAAGUUGUAUUUAAAAAUCUGCUAACACUUUAUUGUGAUAACAAUUUAUUUUACAUAUACGUAGUUAGAUACUUGGAGACUGUACGAGAUUCAUGAAGGCUGUUUCAGACCGACAAUAAUUACAUACAACAAGAUUCAAGUCUGAAAGUUUCCUAAAAUUUUUUUCGAACAUAAUCUGUGUACAUUAUUUUUCAAUUUUAACUAAUGUGAUAAAUAUGUUAGUGAUUCGGAUAGUGUAACGAUUCGUUUUAGAAACAUGUAAAUUUUUCUCAUAUCGUUUCCAAUCAUGGAUAUUCGGGAGUAGUUUAAAUCAGUUCCGAGUGAUAUUUUGUAAUUAGAAUGGUAGCGUAUACCUGCACGAGUACAAUCAGUGAUGUUUGAAACGGAAAUAGAUACGACGUGAAUUUGCAUUUAGUGUUAAAUUUAUAUAUGUUCACUUCAUGUAAUCGUGAUAUAUAAUUAUGUAUAAACAUUGUAAUUUGUACCAGUUAGUGCUGUUUUUUUUUAAUUUAGUUAGGACACAACACAUAACUUUCAUUAUAAAUAUUAGAAGAAAUUCAUAGUUAGUGUUUCGUUGUGCACAAGUAAUACGUGUUAAUAAUAAUUGGACAAUUUUUGUUGAACUCACGGAGCCAUGACUUCUUUCAUUUCAUACUCAGUGACGUAACAUAAACGUAUAAUUUUUAUUAUUUUUUUGUUCAUAACGUUCCCUUAUUGUUUUAUUCUGGUAAAUUUAUUAUGGAUACUAUAUAUAAAGUUGUUAUGAUUUUUGUUUACUGUUACAUAUAAAAUAAAUGCACAUACAAAUAAAAAAAUAUUAAAUGUUA
Molecule: messenger RNA, 3459 nt
Organism: Danaus plexippus (monarch butterfly)
Lineage: Eukaryota; Metazoa; Arthropoda; Insecta; Lepidoptera; Nymphalidae
Gene: Gclc
Product: glutamate--cysteine ligase catalytic subunit
Exons: 11
Coding region: 249-2222 (657 amino acids)
Biological process (GO): glutathione biosynthetic process
Cellular component (GO): glutamate-cysteine ligase complex
Molecular function (GO): glutamate-cysteine ligase activity
Source: RefSeq, a predicted model, not a curated record